Molecule: messenger RNA, 1774 nt
Organism: Hypoxylon fragiforme
Lineage: Eukaryota; Fungi; Ascomycota; Sordariomycetes; Xylariales; Hypoxylaceae
Product: nucleotide-binding domain-containing protein
Exons: 3
Coding region: 176-1741 (521 amino acids)
Biological process (GO): ubiquinone biosynthetic process
Cellular component (GO): mitochondrion
Source: RefSeq, a predicted model, not a curated record
CAUAUGUACGUCAUUUCGGGUUUUCAUAGUACAGUAUCUGCAAUAAUCUUUAUUUGACUCUUCUAUGAAAUACAUACACAUGCGCAUACUACUAGUAUGCAUGUCAUCUCUUGAAAUAAAUACAUUAAAAUACAUUAUAAAAGUCAAGGUACCUGGGUAGACAAGGGAUGGAAUUAUGACCUCCCUUACCAAGUCAUGGCUCUGCGCGGCCUGCCGGCGCAAAACUGUCUUUUCUUCGCCUCUAGCUCAUAAAAUACUAUCUCAUUACUCGACGACAACGACAACGACAACGACAAGUCGGCAUGGUAGACCUCUUCGCAUGGCCGUAGUCGGCUCUGGCCCGGCUGGUUUCUAUACCGCAUAUCGGGUUAUGACAAAAGUCCCCAAGACGAAAGUCGACAUGUUCGAGGCAUUACCUGUGCCGUAUGGCCUGGUGCGAUUCGGCGUUGCGCCUGAUCAUCCCGAGGUCAAGAACUGCCAAGACAAAUUCGAAGAAGUUGCCAGCUCCCCUGACUUCACCUUCAUCGGAAAUGUGUCCAUCGGGAAUGCGGGUGGCCAUUUUCAAGGUUGCACCAUCCCCCUGGCAUCUAUGCUACACCAUUACGAUGCCGUUGUGUUUGCAUACGGCGCGUCCCAGGAUAAGCAGCUAGGUGUUCCCGGAGAAUCUGAGUACAAGGGAAUUUACUCGGCCCGUGAGUUUGUGGGUUGGUAUAAUGGUCUCCCCGAGUACGCAAACCUGGCCCCGGAUCUCACUAGGGGCGACGAGGCCGUCAUCGUUGGCCAGGGCAACGUUGCUCUUGACGUCGCCAGAAUGCUUUUGGAGAAUGUGGAUGUACUGCGAAAGUCAGAUAUCACUGAAGCGGCUAUCGAGACACUGUUGAAGAGCCGUAUAAAGCGUGUUCAUAUCGUCGGGAGAAGAGGUCCUAUGCAGGCCGCCUUCACGAUCAAGGAAAUCCGGGAACUAAUGAAACUACAUGGGGUUGGCUUUCACGACAUUGACAUGUCUCUCAUCCCAGAUGAGAUCUCGAAACUGCCUCGAGCUCGAAGAAGGCUCAUGGAGAUCAUGGUGAAAGGCUCUAGUGCUCGCGUCGACGAGGCCGCCAAAUCUUGGUCUCUAGACUUUUGUCUAUCGCCAACCGAAUUUCUCGGGGGAUCCGACGGAUUCGUUGAGAAGACAGUUUUCGAGCGAACAUCCCUCGAGUUACCUUUCGACCCAUCUUCGAGGGUCGUGGGUACCGAGGAAACGUUGACGAUACCCUCGUCUAUAGUGUUCCGUUCGAUCGGCUACAAGUCCGUCGCUCUGCCUGGGUUUAAAGAGGCGGGCAUCUCGUUCGAUACUAGAAAGGGGAUCAUUGACAAUGACGGGCUGGGACGUGUGCUACGCACAAAGAGAGGCGAGAACGAACACCAGGACCAAGAAGCGUCGCAUUUACCGGGCAUUUACUGUGCAGGCUGGGUCAAGAGAGGACCGACAGGCGUCAUUGCAUCUACUAUGGAAGACGCAUUCUCGACCGGUGAUGCCAUUGCCUCAGACUGGAACUCUGAGGCACCGUUUUUAAAAGGAGACAGUAGCUCUGGCUGGGAGGCCUUGCGGUCAGGCGUAGAGCAUGGGAAAUGUAAAGUGAUCCAGUGGGAGGACUGGCUUAAAAUAGACAAAUCAGAAAGAGAAAGGGGGCUACUGGUGGGGAAGGAAAGGGAAAAGUUUACAAGCACGGCGGAAAUGCUAGCAGCUGCAAGCUGAACUGAAAUCGAAGUGAAACAAAGAUACCCUCGC